UCCUCCAUCAUUUCGAGCUGCCUCCGGCUUGCGAGUUCGCUCUUAAUUUUGCAGUUUCAAGGAAAAAGCUAAAGCGAUGGAGAAAAUGAUGAUUCUCAGAUCACUAUUGCGUUCUGUCCGCGUCGGAUCUUACGGCGUCGCCGGAGUCAGACACCGGAAUUUGCUGCAAAGUCAUCACCAGGCUGCCCGAAGUUUAUUCCAUCUGUCGUCUCAUCGUUCUUCUGUUUCAGAUUCUCUGCAGAGAGUUUCCUCCGAUUGUGGUUAUCCAUCUGGUGUAGGGCGUGUGAGAUUUUUUAGUGUUGAUGUAGUUCAUAUGCCUACAAUUGAAGAUUCCAAGCUUCAAAAUGUUUUCAAGGAUUUGAUGGCUACAAGUUGGGAUGAGCUUCCUAACUCUAUUGUCUAUGAUGUAAAGGCAGCAUUAUCUGGAAGCACAGACGACAAGGCCGGAAAGGAAGUUGUGGAAAAUGUUUUCCGAGCUGCUGAAGCAGUUGAGGAGUUUGGUGGCAUACUUAUCAAUUUGAAAAUGAAAAUUGAUGAUAGUAUUGGUCUCAGUGGCGAGGAUGUUAAGCCUUUGUCAGAUGAGCUUAAGAAUGCAUUACAUACAGUUCAUGAUCGCUAUACAACCUACUUGGAUGCAUUUGGUCCGGAAGAGAACUAUCUGCGGAAGAAAGUGGAGACAGAGUUGGGAACAAAGAUGAUAUACUUGAAAAUGCGAUGCAGUGGCCUUGGAUCCGAGUGGGGAAAGGUUUCGGUGCUGGGAACCUCUGGUCUAUCAGGCUCAUAUGUCGAGCAAAGAGCAUAGAUUUGGUACCUCUGAAAGUUCGGCUGUAAUUGCGAGCUUCCUAUUGUUUGGGUCUAUUUCUUCAAUGUUUUGUUGUGCAUCUUCUCUCAUCGUGGAGCUAAUAGCAAUUUAAUAAAUUCCACCUCGAUGAAUGAAUUCUCAGAAUUUAACAUUCUUGUUUUUUUGCCAAUUAUUGGUUUCCUUUAACAAGUUUGUGCAGCCAGUUUCUAGUUUUUGCA
Momordica charantia (bitter melon) is the source of this 1020-nucleotide messenger RNA. RefSeq names its product succinate dehydrogenase subunit 5, mitochondrial. Gene Ontology annotation, biological process: tricarboxylic acid cycle. Lineage: Eukaryota; Viridiplantae; Streptophyta; Magnoliopsida; Cucurbitales; Cucurbitaceae. The record is from RefSeq and is a predicted model, not a curated record. Gene Ontology annotation, cellular component: respiratory chain complex II (succinate dehydrogenase).